AUGACAGACUUCAAGACCCCCAUUGGGAUGUCACCACACCAACUAGUAUUUGGCAAGGCUUGCCACUUGCCAGUUGAACUGGAGCAUAGAGCCUUUUGGGCUCUAAAAUUACUGAAUUUUGAUGAGCAAGCUGCUGCAGAAAAGAGGCUGAGGCAACUCAAUGAGCUAGAAGAAUUUAGGAACCAAGCAUAUGAAAAUGCAAAGAUCUACAAAGAGAACACAAAAAGAUGGCAUGAUCAAAAGAUAGCAAAGAGGGAGUUCACUGAAGGACAAAAGGUGUUAUUGUACAAUUCUAGACUUAGAUUCUUCCUCGAGAAGCUUAUGUCUAGAUGGUCUGGACCCUUCACCAUCAUCAAAGUGUACCCCAAUGGUCAAGUGGAGCUCAUGGAGGAUAAAACACAGAGAACCUUCACUUCAAAUGGCCAUAGACUCGAGCAUUACCUAGGGGACUCACUGGAUGAAAGAAGAUUGAGCUACCACCUUAACUGA
This is a messenger RNA of Arachis stenosperma, 489 nucleotides long. RefSeq lists its product as uncharacterized. Bases 1 to 489 code for a protein of 162 amino acids. NCBI's taxonomy places the organism in Eukaryota, Viridiplantae, Streptophyta, Magnoliopsida, Fabales, Fabaceae. The record is from RefSeq and is a predicted model, not a curated record. The transcript has a single exon.